Molecule: messenger RNA, 1187 nt
Organism: Panicum virgatum (switchgrass)
Lineage: Eukaryota; Viridiplantae; Streptophyta; Magnoliopsida; Poales; Poaceae
Product: probable E3 ubiquitin-protein ligase ATL45
Exons: 1
Coding region: 438-1187 (249 amino acids)
Source: RefSeq, a predicted model, not a curated record
UCUUGAAUGAAAAAGCUGUUAAUAUAAAGCACUGGAACUUUAUAAGGCAGUGCAGACUGCAGAGCACAGACGAGCGAGGCCUUGAUGGUUUGCACUCAUGAAUCACAUCAGAAGCGACGGGGCCUGCAUGGCAGCGAUCGAGCUAGGUGCGCCGCAUCACCGGGGCAAGCUAGCCGAACCUGCAGAUCGAGGCUGGAAAGAAACAGAGAAAAAUUUGGCGUGCUGCUAGCUCCAUCUUUGCCAGUCCAUGGUGCCAAAUGUGUGAACCUUCUCUUUCUGUUCAAAAUGGCGUCUCUCCGUAGGUUUACGCAUGCAUUUAGUCUGCAGUUUGUCUACGACCUCGGUUCGCCAACGUCCUCACCAGGUUCCCAUCCAGGGAGACUCGAUUUGAUCAGUUUGUGUGAGAUCAUCCGUCGCCGGCGCCACCUAGCCAUCGAAUGAAUCCUGCGGCGGCGGCACUACAUGCACCGCGCGCGCACAUGCUGAGCGUGAGCGUGCACCGGUCGAGGCUGCUGGCGGCGGGCCGCGCGGCGCCGGACGAUGACGACGUCUGCGUCUGCUCCGUGAUCCUGGCCUCCGUGGUGUCCCUGAUGUUCCUCUGCGGGGUCCUCUCCGUGCUCCCCAGCCCCGGGGCCAUCGCCGCCACCAAGGCCUACGUCGUCCUCGGCGCGGCCGCGAUCAUGCUCGUGCUCACGCUCCUCGCCUGGCUCGUCGCGCCGGGGAUCCGGGCCCUCGCCGCGCCGCGGGCUCCGGCUCCGGCUCCGGCUCCGGCUCCGGCCCCGGCCCCGGCGACGGCUCCCGCGGCCCCGGCCGCGGCGCCCGUGCGCCUGGCGCGGCGCCUCUGCGCGUGCGGGCUGGCGGACGCGGCGGGGGUCGCCGCCGCGCUGCCGGCGUUCCCGUACGGCGGCCCCCCCGGAGCCGCGGCCGCGGACGGCGAGCGCCGGAGGAGCGGCGUGCUGUGCGCGGUGUGCCUGGAGGACGUGCUCGCCGGGGAGAUGGUGCGGCAGCUCCCCGCGUGCAGGCACCUCUUCCACGUGGGCUGCGUCGACGUGUGGCUCCGCGCGCACCGGACCUGCCCGCUCUGCCGCUGCGAGCUCCCGCCGCGUAAGCCCGCCGCCGCCGCCGCUGGUGCGACGGCCAGCGCGCCCGUCGUCGCGGCGGGAGCGCUGCCGCUGCCGCCUAUUUGA